This is a messenger RNA of Aspergillus pseudonomiae, 670 nucleotides long. RefSeq names its product peptidylprolyl isomerase. Gene Ontology annotation, molecular function: peptidyl-prolyl cis-trans isomerase activity. Lineage: Eukaryota; Fungi; Ascomycota; Eurotiomycetes; Eurotiales; Aspergillaceae. The transcript is spliced from 4 exons. Bases 47 to 544 code for a protein of 165 amino acids. Gene Ontology annotation, biological process: protein peptidyl-prolyl isomerization; protein folding. The record is from RefSeq and is a predicted model, not a curated record.
AGUAGAUCCUGCAUCGAAUUUCAUCACUCAUUCACUCACCACCACCAUGUCUCGCCCUGUUGUCUUCUUCGACGUCGCCGUCAACGGCACCCCCCAGGGCCGCAUCGUGUUCGAGCUCUUCUCCGAUAUCGUCCCCCGGACUGCUGAGAACUUCCGCGCCCUUUGCACCGGUGAGAAGGGAUUCGGCUACAAGGGAAGCUCGUUCCACCGCGUGAUUCCUGAAUUUAUGCUGCAGGGCGGUGAUUUCACACGGGGAGACGGCACCGGUGGUCGAUCCAUCUACGGCGAAACAUUCCCCGACGAAAACUUUGCCUUGAAGCACGAAGUCCCCGGUCUUCUCUCUAUGGCCAACGCUGGCCCCGGCACCAAUGGCUCCCAAUUCUUCAUCACCACCGUUGUCACCGAUUGGCUCGACGGUGCCCACGUUGUCUUUGGACGUGUUAUCCAGGGCAUGGACCGCGUUAAGAUGAUUGAGUCCCUGGGAACCCCCUCGGGCGCUCCCCGUGCCAGAGUUCAGAUUAUCGAGUCUGGUCAGCUGCAGUGAGGGGAAAGGGUUUGACGAUGACAUGGAUGGAAUAUACAGAUGGGAAGAACUUUAACCACCAAAUUGUAGAUUAAAGAUAGCAACUCGAGAUCGUUCAUUACAUCGAACUGCGAUAUUUCUCAGCUA